UGAUCUCUUUAUGAACAUUUUGAAGCAUCAAAGUGGUAGUUGCAUAGCUGUCAAUAGAGGAACAGAAAUCUCUCAGAUUAAAAAUAUCUACAUUUGUGUUACGAAGGUGUACAGGUUUGGAACAACAUGACUGUUGUAGUCUGAGGCCGUUUUGUCCAAUUCCUUUUUAUCUGAGUCCGUUUCGUCUGAUGCCUUUUGGUCUGAGGCUGUUUCGACUGAUGCCUAAUUGUACGAGACCUGACACCUGACGUCAUUUUUCCUGAGACCUGAAGCCUUUCAGUCUGAGGCGCGAUGCCGUUUUGUCCGAUGACUUAAGCCUUUUCGUUGUCUGACUGAGGUGUGAGGAAGUCCUAAAAUGUACACCGUACUCCAGUUAUUGCUCAUGCGCAAUAUGGAAAAAACCGCAUGGGCUCGACAACACAAGGCUCGUGAAUGACACCUGGUGGCUCAAAAUAGCUGACGUCUGUGGAUGUAAGCGCGCGACUCGGGCAGGAGCGAAGUUCACAGCGCUGCUUCGCUGCGCGCUCCCGCGCUGGAGAUCUCCGUGCCGUCUCCGCCUGUUCAGCCCAAACGCGCUUUGUUUCAUGGGACAAACGCCAUAAAAUGGAAAAGAUAUAUAGAAACGUCUAGCUUUUGCAACUCCAAACUCCAGACAAGCAUCUUUUGACAAUCCUCGUUCAUCAUCACCACAAGCAUGGAGACGGUGGUGAUCGUGGCCAUCGGUGUACUCGCCACCAUCUUCUUGGCAUCAUUUGUGGCACUGGUGGUUGUGUGCCGCCAUCGUUACUGCCACCCUCCGGACUUUCUGCACCAGUUUGAUUCUAAGCCCACAGUGGAUUUGAUCGGAGCGAUGGAGACUCAAAGUGAACCAUCAGAGCUGGAGCUGGAUGAUGUUGUCAUCACUAAUCCUCAUAUUGAGGCCAUGCUGGAGAACGAAGACUGGAUCGAAGAUGCCUCUGGUCUUGUGUCUCACUGCAUUGCAAUUCUGAAGAUAUGCCACACUCUCACCGAAAAGCUAGUCGCCAUGACAAUGGGCUCUGGAGCAAAGGUCAAAGCACCAGCCAGCCUGAAUGACAUCAUCACCGUGGCCAAACGCAUCAGCCCAAGGGUGGAUGACGUGGUUCGAUCCAUGUACCCUCCGCUGGACCCCAUUCUUCUGGAUGCCAGGGCCACAGCAUUACUAUUGUCGGUCAGUCACUUGGUACUGGUGACACGAAACGCCUGUCACAUGUCUGGCAGCCUGGACUGGAUUGACCAAUCACUGCAUGCAGCCGAGGAUCACAUGGUCGUGUUGAGAGAGGCGGCUUUAGCAUCUGAACCAGAGAGAGGUUUGCCAGAGAGGGAGCAGUCAAUCUGAAUCACUCACAAGACUUUAUAUGUACACACACUAUUAUGUAUGCACCUGUAAAGAGUAUGUAAUUUAGUGGACAAAACCUCAGCACAUCCGUGCUAUGAAAGAGAAAGGCACCUUAGCUUUCCAAAUAUUGUUUCUUUCUCUAUUUCACUGUAUAUUUCAUUUUAUCUGUUACGUUCCAGUUUAACCUCUGGUGGUCAUACUAUCUGAUAUUUCCUCAUGCUGGAUUCAAAUGUACAGUCAAACCAAAAUUUAUUCAAACUCCUUGAAAAUUUAAUUCAUUAAUACAGUUUAUUCACUAUAGUUUAAAAAAAAUGGUAAUAAAAUAUGACAAGAUCUCAGAGUUAAACUGUGUCAGAAAAAAUUAAUCUUAAUUAUGUCAGAUAACACUUCAGCAAAACAUGGUCAGGUCAAAGUGUCUGAAUAAUUUUUGGUUCCAUUUUGGUUCCAUAAAAUUUUUUUAUCAGUUUCACUGGUAGUCCACUGUAUGAAGAAUUUUUGGGUAUAAUAUGUCACAGUUUACUUUAUUUUGCUAUCCUCAAUUACAUAAAUGAACUAUAGCGUCCUGCACCCACUAGUAAAAAAUAUACCAAAAAAUAUCAAAAACGACUGAAUAAUUUUUGGUUUGACUGUAUAUAGUAGACAAUCAAAAACAUGAAUGUAUAAACCAAAUCAAAUAUGCUAAAUGGUAUUGCUAAGUUUGUAAGCUAAACCUUUAUAUAAACAAAAUAAGGUCUA
Molecule: messenger RNA, 2092 nt
Organism: Ctenopharyngodon idella (grass carp)
Lineage: Eukaryota; Metazoa; Chordata; Actinopteri; Cypriniformes; Xenocyprididae
Gene: tmem98
Product: transmembrane protein 98
Exons: 7
Coding region: 695-1357 (220 amino acids)
Cellular component (GO): endoplasmic reticulum
Source: RefSeq, a predicted model, not a curated record